This is a messenger RNA of Amyelois transitella, 1946 nucleotides long. RefSeq names its product transmembrane protein 181. The record is from RefSeq and is a predicted model, not a curated record. Gene Ontology annotation, molecular function: toxic substance binding. NCBI's taxonomy places the organism in Eukaryota, Metazoa, Arthropoda, Insecta, Lepidoptera, Pyralidae. The transcript has 12 exons. Bases 294 to 1880 code for a protein of 528 amino acids.
UUGAUUAAAUAAAUAUUCUUUGAAAUUGAAAUUUGCGAGAAAAAAAAACGUAUGCAAAUCAAAAAAUAACAAAAAAUUUAACACUACAAACGAAAUGACGUCCCUUUCCCGUGAAACGACGGCGCUGUUAAAAUCAAUAAUCCGCUUGUAAACAAGACUUCACGAGGGGAAACAUAUUCCUACGUAGAAACAGUUUUAUACACUAUUAUUUACGUUAAAUGUGUUUAUUUCUUAUUACAAAUCAGUUUCGUUGUUGAAAGUCUAGUUAUAGAGUUUAUAUAAGCAUCGUUACCAUGGAUUCGGCAAAUGUGGGUUAUUCGUAUCAUUUGCCAUCGGGUGGAUGGAACUACAAAAUACGGAAUACGUUGUCGCAAUUUAGCGAUUUGUUUAGUGAAUUCAAUAAAUAUAUAGCGCCGGCAUAUCACCACGAUCGCUGUGAAAGAUCUGUCCAAAUGAGAAUUUAUUCAAUGCACAAAGGGGAGUUUGUGAUGGUUUUUAUAGCAUUUUUUGCUUGCUUCGGAUUGGGUGUGUUCAUAGGAUUAGCAGGGCCGUCACCCACUAUGACGACUUCGAUAGCGGCAUCGAAAAUACUAUCAAACAGUAGCGACAUUUGCCACGGGCCCUUCCACCUACACAGCCCCGCGCUGGGCACCAGAGUCCAGCAACUAUGGUUGUUGGCCGAAAUAUUGACCAAUAAUAAUGAUGAGGAAAUAUUCGAUAAAAGUUUUCAAAUAAGUAUAUCUAUAGAUGGAAUUUUAAGCGAUCAUACCGCUGUUAAUUUGAUACCAGAGAGUUCAGCAACAAAUAGAACCCAACACUUAAAAUGCAAGAAACAGGUAUGCGACGAGGUAAUGGUGCUUCAUUUAGGGUCCCUAGAGUAUACCCAUUAUGUGCUGAACAUACACUUCUACGGUCUCAAAGAGUUCCACAAGAGAUAUUAUAUUAGAGAAAUUAUAUUCUACUUUAAAACAUAUAACCCAGCGUUCACGCAGAUGGAAACAUGGUUCAGAUUUAUUUUUCUACUAACGACAUUCGGUAUAACUUGUUGGUUCGCGCAUUCUCUAAGAAAGUACUCGACUCACGAUUGGGCGAUAGAGCAGAAAUGGCUUUCCAUAUUGUUGCCACUUCUGUUACUUUAUAAUGAUCCAAUUUUCCCUUUGAGGCUGGUGUCUGGUAGCUGUUUUGCACCUCUCAUGGACACCAUAUUCCAAACAUUGUUCCUAGCCUUCGUUCUUUUAUCAUGGUUGGCCCAAUACCAUGGACUAAGACAGAACGAAAGGGGUUUCAUAUCGUUUUAUUUGUCAAAAGUAGUGAUAGUCGGUCUAGUGUGGAUACCGGCUAUGAUCGUCACGGUUUGGCAGAAAUAUUACGCUUUCUACGACCCCACCUUCAACUACAACAUGCAUCCGAAUUAUUCUGUUAUUACAAUAAUGUUCUUCACUGCUAUCGUUUUGUACUUUCUGUAUUUAUUAAUUUUGAUCAUAAAAGCAUACAGCGACUUAAGAAACAUGCCGUUUUUUGAUAUAAGACUCCGGUGUCUAUCCAUAGUAGUUGCGACAGUGACAGUAAUCAGCACACUGCUGGCGGUCCAGGGUUGGGGCCCGGCAGCCUUGCAGGACCACUGGGCUUCCCAACCGAAGAUACAUUACGAUACGUCCGCGCCGUUCAUGGCUUUGUACGGCCUCUUCAAUUUCAAGAUGUACAUAUUAGCCUAUCUUUUCUCGCCUGGCGGGGUAUCAGUACAUGAAACGGCAAUUACUAAAGACAACCCCGCGUUUUCUAUGAUCAACGACUCGGACGAAGAAGUUAUUUAUGGCUCAGAUGAGGAAAGUCGAAGGCCGCUCAACUCACACCACAGAAUCAACAAUGAGGACAUAUGAUUCAUUAGACAAACUUAUGUUUUUCGUGUUUUAAUGGUUUUUCUUAUUAUAAAAUUAUAACAUUUA